AUCACAUCUCUCCUCCACUAUUCAAUAAUUAAGCAUCUAUCGAUUCGAGGGGACACAUUCCUCGAUCGAUCAAUGGAGACGAUGGAAAUGGGAGGUGAUUGCAAACCCUUGACUACAUUUGUUCAUGCAGACACGAGCACGUUUCGAGAAGUAGUGCAGCGUUUAACAGGGGCAGGACCUAAUCAAACUCAAACUCAAACUCAACAUGCAAAGAGUAACGCGGCCAACAGCAUAAGCUCAAGGAAAACGACGACGGCCUCAUCAACGAGCAAGCUUCAUGAGAGAAGGCAAUACAUCAAACCCAAGCUUGAUAUAGUUAAACCUACCAUCACCAACAGCCAAUUCAAAUCACCAACUCCCUUGGUCAGCCCUUCUACAAUUUUCUCAAAGCUCUCGAUAGUCGAACAAGAAAACAGAGGAGGAUCACCAGCAGCUGCAGCAAAGUCGACGGUUGGAACAUAUGAACAUGAAGAUGAAAAUAAUAGGAAUAGUCAUUCAGAAGAAGAGAAAGCCAUUCAAGAGAGGAGAUUUUACUUGCGUCCAUCACCACAGCCGGAAAAGUCCCCAAGGUCACCACCAGAGUUGCUUACCUUGUUUCCUCUAACAUCUCCCACAUCAAAACUUCAAAAUCCAUGAUUUUUUCCCUGUUUCCGAAUCAACUGUACAAUGUUGCAAAUCUUCGAAUUGUUAAUCUACACAUCGCAAGCUUCAUGCUUCAUGGAUA
Molecule: messenger RNA, 724 nt
Organism: Rosa chinensis
Lineage: Eukaryota; Viridiplantae; Streptophyta; Magnoliopsida; Rosales; Rosaceae
Product: VQ motif-containing protein 31
Exons: 1
Coding region: 73-636 (187 amino acids)
Source: RefSeq, a predicted model, not a curated record